GCGGCGCGCAGUCGGAUGUUGACAGGCCCUGUCGCUGGGCUCGAGCUGUGGCAGCUGCCGCGAUCACGUUUCCAGAACUCUCCACGUUUCGCUUGAAUUAUUCCUGCCGCUCCAGAUAGACUGUCCACAUCCGCAGCGAAGCCAUGGCAACCGAAAGCAGGUUCCCCGAGAGCUUCAUUGACGAGGAUCCACAGAAAGCUCUGGAGGAACUCAAUGAGGCCUUGCAAGGAGACUCUGACAACGCUGAGUGGUUUUGCCAGCGUGCCUAUGCCCACAUACUUCUCAAAAACUUCAGCUGUGCUAUUGAUGAUGCCAAAAAAGCACAGCAGCUAACACCCAGCCUUCCCCUUGCUUUCAUGCGAACAGGAAUAGCAGAAUACCACCUGAGCCACUAUGAGUCAGCACAUGCAGCGUUCACUGAGGGACACCAGCUGGAUGUUUCUGACAACUCAUUUGAGAUCUGGAUCAAGCGGUGUGAGGAGAUGAUGGGAGAGCAGACGCAGAUCGACAGUGACAACAGGACACCAGCGGUUCCACCUGUGAAACAUGACUGGUACCAAACAGAGUCUCAAGUCAUCGUCACAGUCAUGGCAAAAAAUGUACCCAAGGAUGGUGUGUGUGUCAACUUCAUGGAAAAAGAGCUCUCUGCCACCAUACAGCUGGCAUCAGAGGAGAACUACAACCUCGACCUCCACCUCCUGCACCCCAUCGUCCCUCAACAGAGCAACUUCAAGAUCCUCACCACCAAGGUGGAGUUCAAGAUGAAGAAGACAGAUGCCAUCAGAUGGGAGAAGCUGGAGGGAGAGGGACAGGAGUCCAAGAUCAAACACUUCAAUCCAAAUCAGUACCCUUCGUCAUCCCACAUCGCCUGCAAAUGGGACAAGAUGGUGGUGGACAUCGGCGAGGAGGAGAAAAGCGAGAAGCUGGAGGGAGACGCCGCGCUCAACAAGCUCUUCCAGCAGAUCUACUGCGACGGCACGGACGAGGUCAAGCGGGCCAUGAACAAGUCCUUUAUGGAGUCCGGCGGCACAGUCCUGAGCACCAACUGGGUUGACGUGGGCAAGAGAAAAGUGGACAUGAGCCCCCCGGAGGACGUAGAGUUCAAGAAGUACUGAGCGCUUCACUCCCCCUCCCCCCUCGUUCUUCUCACUCAUCCGUCUGAGCUCCAGCAGGGGUGCUUGUUCCGUCAUAGCCUCCGUAACUGUGCACUUCUUCUUCCCCCCCCCUCAUCCCUAUCCCCCAUCCCCCUCCCUGCAAUAACCUUCUACCUGAUGCUGUCAGUUCAUUUGACUAAUCUGUUGAACGGACUGAUAUACUCGUCUGAUCUUAAAGGCCAACGGACGAUAAAGGGAAGUCUGGUUUGAAGUUGUGACUAACGGACCGGAGAUCCUUCAGUUCAUCUUUCAGAACAUUCUUCUUUCUCCUCUCCUCUGCAUCCUCUGGUUUUCUCAAAAGCGCCCACAGCCUUUCAAUUUCGGGGCCUUUCAUGACAUCCUAUUAUCUGCACUUGUAUAAAAAAAAAAUAUAAAAAAUAAGAACCGGUUGAGAUGUUUAAGUGGUAGCUAUGAUUGCAUUUCUCGGAUCAUGCAGUUUUUGUUUUAAAUUUUGUUCCCUGUUCGCUCAGUAAAAAGUUAACAGCAGUCCUUUUGCAAACUGGCUUCUCUGGAAUGAUGGCGGCGUGUCGGCCGGAGGCGUGUCGGCCGGAGGCGUGUCACCGGUCGGUCCCUCAUUGUGAUUUAAGCUUCGGUGUAAAUAAAUAUAAAAUAAAAGAUUUGUUGUUUGGCUCACAAA
Messenger RNA from Cyclopterus lumpus (lumpfish), 1791 nucleotides. RefSeq names its product SGT1 homolog, MIS12 kinetochore complex assembly cochaperone (gene sugt1). Lineage: Eukaryota; Metazoa; Chordata; Actinopteri; Perciformes; Cyclopteridae. The transcript is spliced from 13 exons. Bases 144 to 1115 code for a protein of 323 amino acids. Gene Ontology annotation, biological process: protein stabilization. The record is from RefSeq and is a predicted model, not a curated record. Gene Ontology annotation, molecular function: protein-folding chaperone binding.